GAGACGCCGUGCUGCUUCUGGAGCUCGCUCGCUCGCUCGUUGGACUGGUCGGCGCUGCCUUCGCGGCGACGGGUCCACAGCCGGCGGGGCCUGCGAGGCCUGCGGGGCCGGGCCCCUCCAUCCGGGAUGGGCCGGGCCGCAGCCGGGACCGCCGCCAUCGUUAUCAGCCGGGAUCGUGCGAGGCAAAACCCAGACGGAACCGGGGCGAGUACAGUUAUUACAGAACUGGACACUAAUUGGAUGACUCUAAAAGACGCUGGGGCUCAUUAGGGGAGAUCCUGUCUCGGUGAUGCCCCCACCGCCAUUGGCUUUUCUCGCAAGCUGUUCUGAUUGGGACCAACACACGCUUCUAUUUAUGCUCGGGCAGGUUACACCAGAUAUGACCACAUCGCUUGCAUCGUCGGAAGCCCAAAGGAACAGCAGGAUGUCCCAGUAACCGUUGUCCCUAACAGGGCCAGUCCGGAAAACCAUGCAGUCAUCCGGGCACAGGUUGCGUGAAGUUGAACACCAUCCACUUCUGGCUGAGAACGACUGCUACGAUUCAUCGUCCGCGUGUGACGCGGGAGAUCGCCUCUGGUUCAUCCGCGACAGCUGCGGGAUGGUCUGCGCAGUGAUGACCUGGCUUCUGGUGGUCUACGCCGACUUCGUGGUCACCUUUGUCAUGCUGCUGCCUUCCAAAGACUUCUGGUACUCCCUGGUCAACGGAGUCCUUUUCAACGGCUUGGCUGUGCUUGCGUUGUCUUCUCACCUAAGAACCAUGCUGACGGAUCCAGGUGCUGUCCCCAAAGGAAAUGCGACAAAAGAAUACAUGGAGAGUUUGCAGUUGAAACCAGGGGAGGUCAUCUACAAGUGCCCCAAAUGUUGCAGUGUGAAGCCAGAACGUGCCCAUCACUGCAGUAUUUGCAAACGAUGCAUUCGGAAGAUGGACCAUCACUGUCCGUGGGUUAACAACUGCGUAGGGGAAAGGAACCAGAGGUUUUUCGUGCUUUUUACUAUGUACAUAGCUCUAAUUUCAGCUCAUGCCCUCAUCCUCUGUGGAUUCCAGUUCUUUUCCUGUGUCCGAGAUCAGUGGAUUGAAUGCAGUAACUUCUCCCCACCUGUGACGGUCAUUCUGCUGAUCUUCUUGUGCCUUGAAGGGUUUCUGUUUCUGACGUUCACCGCCGUCAUGUUCGGCACCCAGAUGCAUUCGAUAUGCAACGAUGAAACGGAGAUCGAAAGGCUGAAGAGCGAGAAGCCCACCUGGGAACGGCGGCUGUGCUGGGAAGGGAUGAAGUCGGUCUUUGGGGGACAACCGUCUCUGCUGUGGAUAAAUCCUUUCGCUGGAUUUCGAAUCCGGAGGCUGCUACUGAGGAGGGCCAAGAAAGGAGCGCCCGAAUUUUCCGUCUGAGCCUGCCCAAUCAUGCUGAAACCCACACGAGGCGCGUCUGCUGUAUUUAUUGGGGGGGGGAGGAGGAGGAGGUGAGACGGGGUGGGGGGCAAGCCACAACCCGGGCCUGGCGGACUUUAUAACAAAAGUAUCCAAACAAACACUUUGCUUGUAGCAAGCAAGAGUUUUGUACCUUUGAUAGCCUCCAACGUCUCUCUCUCUCUCUCUCUCUCUCUCUCUCUGGAACGGGGAACAUUUGCCACGCCUGGCUUCCGUUGCACAGAACAAACCAAACACCGAGUGGGGGAAAAAGGGGACAGUCCUGCCGAAGAAGUUCAAAUAAGCAUCUCCACGGCGGUUGCGCGAUUCUAGAAGAACUGCAGUUGUUUUUUACAUUUUUCACCAGGUCUCUUCAUUGGGGAGUCUGUGGGGUUUUCUCUUUUUUUUCCCCCCUCCACUUUCGAAAAGACUGUUCCUGGAGCUGCCAUUGUCAAUCAUGAGACACCGUUGUCAAUCAUGAGAUACCAUUGUCAAUCAUGAGAUACCGUUGUCCAUCGUGAGACGCUGUUGUCCAUCACGGGACGUGCUGGGAAUAGCUAGCCAAACCCAGUCUCCGAAACCAGAAAUUACCAUCUCCUUUCUUCUUUUCACCCCGACGAGGCCUGUGAGCUGUGUUAGGGGUGGGUGAUUAUCUCACACAGCUUCUGAUUUUUCCCACGAGAGAACCCAAAGCUCGCCAGAGUGAGGCUUCAGAUUUCCUCACCUCACCGGAUCAUUCCAUUUCAGGUUCAGUAUCAGUUCAGCGCUAAAUAGGGAGCAACCCUACGAACUCUAAGCUACCGUCUGGGUCAAACGGCUGUUUUUGUUCUCAAUCUAAGGGAAGUCCUCCGCUAUUUGGGGAGGUCAAGAAUGGGUUUUAAAGGAAAAGGAGAGGGGGGCGGGUUGAAACCUCUCAAAGUCGGCCAACUCUCCGUUGUCUCUUUCUCUACCGGGUCGUCAUCAAAUAAGCCGGCAGGUUUUUCAAAAAGUUUCCCCACCCCUCUGGGCACUGGAAGUGGUGCUAGGGACUCAGGAAACCGGUCAUUGGAAAGGAAGUCUCUUCUGAAGCUCAGCAGAACUUAGUCUGGAAGGUCAUCCAUGAAGACGUUCCUCGAGCCAGUCUAUUUGUUUUUGAAGAAGCUGCCUUAGAUCCCCAGGGUACAGGUAGUCCUUGACUUACAUUCAUUUAGUGAUCCAUGGCUGACUGGGGAAAUCUGGGAGUUGAAGUCCAGGUGUCUUUAAGAGUUGCCAAGGUUGAGAUACAUUAUAAGAAGGGAAAGCUCUUAAAAAGAGGUUGAAAAAUGUUGUAAUUAAGGAAGUACCUACGAAAGGCAGGUGGGCAUUUAACUCUGCAUAGGAUUCAGAAUGAAAUUCCACUUGUUUCCUAAUGGUAAUUGGUCUUAAACUAUGCUUAAAGUAAAAGAGACAGAGAGGCACAGCUGCCUUGUAACCAGAAGAUUUGGUACAACUCUUGAGUUAUGUAUGUGUAUCCUGAUUUUUUUUAUAUAAAAAAUGAACUUCUUGUAAGAGUUGUCCUAACUCUAAUAGGGAUGAGUUCUUUUUGUUCUAGUAAUGGCAUCGCAUGCUUCUACCCCCUUAGUUUGGCAUCUACAGAGGGCGGCAACAGGAUACCCGUGUGAUGAAGGUGUCGCACAAAUGUUGGCGCUUAACAUGCUUGUGUGUCUGAGGUUGAGUUACAAGUUCACCAGAGCUGCAUUUGCACAACGAGGUAUAUGGAUUAAGGAGGGCUUGGAGUGGACAUCCCUGGGUCUGUAGUUGACCUCUCAGAGAAAUUCUUGACUUGAGUGAAGUUCUCUGAGUGUAGGUGGAGCAUUUGCAGGUAGGAUCGUGGUUCAGCGGUCAAAGAUGCUGGGCUAGCGGGCUGGAAAGUUGUCAGCCCAGAUUUGAGACCCAAGCGCCACAUGAUGGAGUUAGUUCCUGUACUCGCUCCAGCUCCUGCCAACCUAGCAGUUUGAAAGCAUGCAAAUGCGAGUAGAUAAAUAGGUACCACUUCAGUGGGAAGGGAACAGCGUGAUGUCCGUGAUGUCAUUCUGGCCACACAACAGUGGAAAUAUCCUCGGAUGGCUCAAUGGCUUUGAAACGGAGAUGAGAGAUGAGAACCCGCGUAG
This is a messenger RNA of Pseudonaja textilis, 3534 nucleotides long. RefSeq names its product zDHHC palmitoyltransferase 7 (gene ZDHHC7). The record is from RefSeq and is a predicted model, not a curated record. Gene Ontology annotation, molecular function: palmitoyltransferase activity. NCBI's taxonomy places the organism in Eukaryota, Metazoa, Chordata, Lepidosauria, Squamata, Elapidae.